Micropterus salmoides (largemouth bass) is the source of this 3971-nucleotide messenger RNA. Its product is annotated as potassium voltage-gated channel subfamily H member 8-like. Lineage: Eukaryota; Metazoa; Chordata; Actinopteri; Centrarchiformes; Centrarchidae. The record is from RefSeq and is a predicted model, not a curated record. Gene Ontology annotation, biological process: regulation of membrane potential; potassium ion transmembrane transport. Gene Ontology annotation, cellular component: membrane. Gene Ontology annotation, molecular function: voltage-gated potassium channel activity.
AGAGAGAGGGAAAAGGAGGAGGAGAGGAUAACAUUGCAGUAGGCUAUACCCGUGCGUAAAUGUGACCAUCCUCGCUGUGGUUCCUCCAUCCCUCCAUCCAUCCAUCACCCUCUCCCCUCCAGCCGCUCUUCUCUCCUCCUCUUAGCCGUUGAUCACCUGCACGGUGGUCAGUGGUCAGUUUUGGACCGUGGAGUCCCGCUUGUCUCGGCUCGGCGCCCUCCUCCAGGGGUUGGGAGGAGCGCCGGGGGGCACGUCCAGGUUCCUGCCGGGCUUCGUGUCCACCGCCGCCGAGAGCCAUGGCUCGGAGCGGCGGGAGAGACGCGGCUCGACACGCUCUCGGAUGCCGGUGAUGCGGGGUCUGAUCGCGCCACAAAACACCUUCUUGGAUACUAUCGCCACCCGUUUCGAUGGGACCCACAGUAACUUUGUCCUGGGGAACGCUCAGGUCCAGUCCCUCUAUCCCAUAGUCUACUGCUCCGAUGGCUUCUGUGAAUUGACCGGCUUUGCUCGUGGCGAGCUGAUGCAGAAGAGCUGCAUGUGUCACUUCCUGUACGGCAGCGAGACCAGCGACCACCUCACCUUGCAGAUGCAGAAAGCUCUGGAUGAACGUCGGGAGUUCAAGACUGAGAUCAUUCUGUACAAGAAGAGUGGCUCAAAGUUCUGGUGUCUGCUGGACAUUGUGCCCAUAAAGAAUGAGAAGAGCGAAGUUGUUUUGUUCCUGGUCUCACAUAAGGACAUCACAGAAAACAGGGACCUGGACCAUGGCAAUGAAUCUGACACUGAUGAGGAAACCGGGCUGGAGGUCCGCCAGAUCAGCUGCCCUCCAGGCUUCAACAUGGAGCGCCGCCGCAGUCGGGCCGUCCUCUACCAGUUGUCUGGACACCUACAGAAACAAGACAAAACCAAGAGCAAGCUGAAGAUCAACAAUAGUGUUCUGGGGGCCAAUGCAAACCCGGUCCCAGAGUACAAGGUGGCGGACAUCCAGAAGUCCCGCUUCGUCCUCCUUCACUAUGGUGCGUUCAAGGCUGGCUGGGAUUGGCUGAUCUUGUUGGCCACCUUCUACGUCGCUGUCACUGUUCCCUAUAAUGUGUGCUUCACUGAGAUACGAGAGGACGGCGGCUCACGUAACCCUCCGAGUGUCAGCGAUAUCUUGGUGGAGAUACUUUUUAUCAUUGAUAUUGUGCUGAACUUCCGAACCACCUACGUGAGCACGUCUGGUCAGGUCGUGUACGACCCCCGCUGCAUCUGCAUUCACUACGUCACAUCCUGGCUGUUUGUGGAUCUGAUCGCCGCCUUGCCCUUUGACCUGCUCUAUGCCUUCAAUAUCAGUGUGAACUUCGGGGUUCACCUGCUGAAGACAGUGCGCCUCCUCCGCCUCUUGCGCCUCCUACAGAAGCUGGAUCGUUACUCCCAGUAUAGCGCUGUGGUCCUAACCCUGCUCAUGUCCACGUUUGCCCUGCUGGGCCAUUGGAUGGCUUGUGUUUGGUACUUCAUCGGACGCAGUGAGAUUGAAAGUAAUAGCCCCACCUCCUGGGAUAUAGGCUGGCUACAUGAACUGGCCAAACGCUUGGGAACGCCAUACAUCCUGGCGCCGCUGACCUCCCUGCUGGGUGUCUCUGAUUCGCCUCAAGGCACCAUGACAGCAGGACUGACCAAUUACAGCCAGUGGAAUGGCUCAGGGUUAGAGCCGCUGAAUGUGGCGGGUUUGCUGGGUUCAGGCCAAUGGAACGGUAGCAGGACCAGAGUGAGGACACCAAACGGAUCGGGGACAACACUGAGCGGCGGCCCAUCUGUCAGGAGCUCCUAUGUGACAUCACUGUACUUUGCUCUGAGCAGUCUGACCAGUGUGGGCUUUGGCAACGUUUCAGCCAACACAGACUCUGAGAAGAUUUUCUCCAUCUGCACCAUGCUGAUUGGAGCAUUAAUGCAUGCUGUGGUGUUCGGUAAUGUGACCGCCAUUAUUCAGAGGAUGUACUCACGCCGCUCCCUCUACCACACCCGCACCAAGGACCUCAAGGACUUUAUCCGGGUGCACCGCCUGCCCAAGACCCUUGAGCAACGCAUGAUGGAAUGUUUCCAGACGACCUGGUCUGUCAAUAAUGGUAUCGACGUCAGCGAGCUGCUGAAGGACUUCCCGGAUGAGCUGAGGGCUGACAUCGCCAUGCACCUGAAUAGCGAGCUGCUGCAACUGCCGCUCUUUGAAUCGGCCAGCAGGGGGUGUCUGCGCUCGCUUUCCCUCAUCAUCAAGACCUCCUUUUGCGCUCCUGGGGAGUUCCUCAUCCGCCAAGGCGACGCCCUCCAGGCUAUCUACUUUGUAUGCUCAGGCUCCAUGGAAGUACUGAAGGACAACACUGUGCUGGCCAUUCUAGGUAGGGGUGACCUGAUUGGCUCUGACUGUCUGACCCAGGAGGAAGUGAUUAAGACUAACGCCUGCGUGAAGGCCCUGACAUACUGUGACCUGCAGUACAUCAGCCUCAAAGGCCUCCGUGAGGUGCUCUGUCUCUACCCUGAUUACUCGCAGAAGUUCAUCACUGAGAUCCAGCAUGAUCUGACGUACAACCUCCGGGAGGGACACAGCACUGAGGCAGACUGUGAGAGCAACGGAGGGAUCAUGAAGAAGCUUCCAUCCAUCAAGGAGGACGAGGAGGGAUCAGGUUCAGAGGGUGAACACUCGCCUUACCCAAAAUGCCUCCCCCUGGGCAGGCUGGGACGAGGCCUGCGCUCCCCCCUGCGCUCCCCUCUACGCUCCCCGCUGCUGCCGGCCAGAACCUUCAGACCGGUGAGCGAUCACACCCGGCCGGCCAACCUGCAGAUCCCCAUGGUGAGCUUCAGCUGCCUGCAGCCGGACCUCAGCCCUCGGUUUGUGGACGGGAUUGAGACAGAAAACCAAAGUGGUUCGGCUCCGAAAUUUGAUUUUUCUCCCAGCGCAACUCAGAGUUUCCUACCCAGCCCCGAUUCAGCUACCUCAGGGGCCCUUGAUGAGGGUGACACCAUGCAGACUAUUGCUAAGCUAAAACAUGAGAUGAACGUCCUCUCCCGUCAGGUAACCGCUGUCAGUCAGGAGCUGCAGGAAAUGACACGUCUUCUCAAACCCCUCUUCCAUAACACCUCCACGCUGCUGAUACCCAAUGCUGUGACUCCGCCUCACAGCGUGACAUCACACAGCUGCUCCCCGGCCCCACCCCUUCUUACCCAACACACACCUGUGGACCACUCAGACGAUCAAAACCCUUCAUCCAUCCUGGUACCUGGACCGGACUCUCCUCAGCUGAGCUUCACGAAGGUGUUACAAGGAGAGUUUGAUCCACUUCAGUGUUCACCCUCCCGAAUCAUCACCUCCCAUAAUCCUCCAGUUCCUCAUCAGGCUAGCGCUGCUCCCCCAGUGUCUCAUUGCUCAGCUCCCCCAUCACUUAACAGCUCUCCCCAUGAGCACACCAUCAUGCCACAUCCCUACUCCUCCUCCUCCAUCCCCUCUAUCUCUUCAUCCAUCUCUCCCCUUUUGGUGGACUUAGCAGGAUCUGGUAGUGAGCCACAAACACAGCCUCAAUCCCGUAUCCCGCUCCUGUCCCAGUCUGAGUCCCAGCUCCGGUUCCAGCCUGAGUUCCAGUUCAUAUCCCGGUCUCAUCCCCAUUCCCUUUCCCAGCCUCAGCUCCAUCCCAUUCUCCAGCCCUCCAGCAUGGCAACCCGCUCCCGAGAACCCCUCCUGAACCUGCAGGAGCUGGAGUGGGGAGAGCAAACCGCUCAGCUCAGCUUCAUUAACGAAGGACAACCCUCAGUGUGAACAGAGAAGACUAAAAUCUGGACUGAAAGACAGGAAUAAACUAGCAUGCCACACAACUUACUGCAUGACAGACAUUUGCCCGAAGUUUGGCAUGUGAGAUAAGAUGUAAAUGCAUCGAUUUUAAACUAUUAUAAACUGUUAUCAUCAGCACCCGUUGUAAACAGAUCUGACAAUAAAAUAGGUUGUUUUA